Umbelopsis ramanniana AG is the source of this 1176-nucleotide messenger RNA. RefSeq lists its product as uncharacterized. NCBI's taxonomy places the organism in Eukaryota, Fungi, Mucoromycota, Umbelopsidomycetes, Umbelopsidales, Umbelopsidaceae. Bases 148 to 1095 code for a protein of 315 amino acids. The transcript is spliced from 4 exons. The record is from RefSeq and is a predicted model, not a curated record.
UGUUUGUCUUCGAAUGGCUUCUCUGAAUUUUCCAUCAAGUAUUUGUACGGGUGGGUGUAAUUUCCGACCCCCACCCACCCAGACUAUGAGCUUUACAGAGAAUGGCAAAUAUGAUAUAAAACAGGUUAUAGCAUUGCAUCUCACCUUAUGCACCAACCAACCCUACGCAACAAGCUAAGACUAACCUAUCAAGACAAGUCUAACUGCCACAGCUUCGAACGUAACGGAGCAGAAAUGAUUCACAUGGAUUACUCGAAUGAAAAUAGCUUGGCUCAGGCUAUGCGAGGAGUUCAACAUGUAGUUCUCGUCAUUGGAUUUGAAACAGAAAGAGUAGAAAUGUGCAAGAAGAUGAUUCAGCGCGCUCAUAAAUCUGGAGUCAAAAGCAUGAUCAUGGUAUCUCAUAUGGGAGCCAUGUCAUCUACCCAUCACUCCUUGAAGGAAUUUAGUGAGAUUGAAGAAGAACUGUUUUCCACUGACAUGGAUACUGUUAUAUUAAGGGCUGAUUGGAUAAACCAGAACUUCCACCUAUGGUCCAAUUACAUUGAAAAACAUCGAAAGCUACCAAUGACCAUUAGUGACGAUACACAUAUAUGCCCAAUUGACUUAGAAGAUCUCUGCCACAUAGUACAAAAUGUACUGCUUAGUGACGAGGGCUAUAUUCGUGGUGAAUUAGAUGACCAGCAUAUUGGACAAAUAUACACGUUAACCGGUCCAAAGCGAGUUAGUGGAAAGGAGCUCCUGCAAUUGUUGGCAGACACAACCGGUUACCAAAAGUUGACUUACCAUCGCACAAGAAGAAUGGAUCUUUCGUUUUACUUACAAGAGUUGGGAAAAGACAUCUGGUUCGACGCACGAGUUAAGCGCGAGAAGGCGCAAAUCUUUAAUGACGAUUUUGUAAAUUACGGAUACAAGUCAAAAGUAUUCUCUGCACCUAACGGUAUCCAAGUGCAAACGUAUCUGGAUUACUUUGACUACAUACAAGCCAACCAAGGCAGCAUGCAUACUCCCCAUGCUGAACUUCUAGCUAAGCGACCAUGCAAGACACUUGAUCAAUUCUUCAAAGAACACGCAAACACCUUCAAACCAAGAGUUUAGCAAUAAUCCUCCUCUCUUCGAGCAAAUAUGCAAAGCCGCUGAAUUGAUGUUUUUGAAGUAGGCGCGCUCUACUGCGACCCU